AUGCAGUCAAGAGAAAAUAUGAGUGUUUCUGGUCAAGAGUCCCUGUUCUUCAUUAACCCUCCAGACCUACAAAAGCUUUGUGCUGUUAAGGUAGUACUAAGUAAUCAAGUGGCAGAGACAGAGAUUAGAAGCACACAGUUGAAAAUGUGCAGGCAAUUGCUGUUUAUGUAUCAAGAGCUUCUAACAUCACCUGUUCCUGGAAUAUUAAGCCAGAUUUGGGUAGUGAUGACGAUACCAUUUUACAAAUCAGGAAAACUUCAGGUCUACACAGAAAAACAUGGAGCUAAGGUGGUGACUCCUCAAAGAGUAGUUCCUGCCAUUCUUCAAACAUGUCUCUCCUACUCAAUCACAGCCAGACUUUCACCAUCAUGGAAUAAAGCUGGUCAUUUGCUAGUUCAAGUUUUGGACUUCAAUGUGUCAGAAACCCAACUUUGCAUCAGUAUUGAAGCUUGUACAGUUAGACUACCACCACCCAAGCUAAAUGACUUUGACAUUUCUGAAAACAUAUUAAAGAAUUUUGAUGGUAACAAGCAUGCCAUUAUUGAGGGGCAUUCCAUUUUAAGCAACUGGUGCUAUGUCUUACCAAGCAUGAAAAUGGGGCAAAUAACAAGUAUUCUUCAUACUGUUUCCCCUGAUUGUCCUUUUCGGUCACGUGAAGAUUUUCAGAAACAUUGGGAUAGUAUGUAUGGAUAUAACCUCCCGGAAGAUUGUGGAAACAUGGAAAUAUACUGUACUGUCUACUUCAAAUUGAUAGGGGAAAGGCUUUUCACGUACCCGCUUAGUUGCAUCAGAAGCCAACCUGUACAGUUUUUUCCAAGGGUUGAUGUGGAAAAUGUAUUGAAUAGCUUUCUUCUUGAGCUGAAAUCCAAACUCCCUCAUAUAUGUGGUUUUCCAAUAAAGAUGACAAAUAAGCCAUGCUACUAUACUCAAGAACUCACCAGACCUUCUUUGCAGGGAAACAAAGCCAAGACUCCUAAUCUGAUUACCAAAAAAAUGUUUAGCGCUUCUCAGACUGAGGUCCCUUCCAUAAAACCCACGUUGGUUCAGAGUCCAUUAUCAACUACUCUGGCAUUUGACCACAAGAUGGAGCUUUCAGCCAACCAGCCAAAGCCAAGUAUUUUUUUAAGUCUUAAUGCACAGCCAGACUAUAAGAAUAAUGGCACAUAUGGCAGAGAGUCACAGAUACCUUUUGAAGCAUGUAGGCACAAAAGCAGCAACAUUCAAGUUCAAGAUGUAAUUCUUGAUUACCAAAAUAAGAAUGCCUCUAAAAUCAUACCCAUUUUUAAAAGUAGAUUGAUGCAGAUGAAUAAAAAUAUCCCAAAGUCUGUUAGCCAGAAGAAAAAGCAGCAUAUUGGUACAGAAUCAAAGUUGCUUGCGAGCAAAUCUUGUGUGACCCAAGUUAAUAAAUUGAAUUUGGGCAAAUCUGAGAAAAAAAGGACUAAAAAUAAUAGAGCUGCAGUGCUUAUUGGAAAUGAAAGUCCAAGGAGUUUUAGACCUCAACAAGACUUACAUACAAAGUCAAAUUUUUGUCUUUCUAAGGGCACAUCAUCAAAUGUGAGUUUAGGUGGAUGCAAGCUCCAGUUUUCCAAUGAUUCAGUAUUUCAGUUGUCAUAUAACAACUCAGAGUUAAUUAGAAAUGUCACAAAAAUCCAAAAGAAAGAAAAUCUAACAAGUCAGGAUCCUCUACAAGUUUUAGGAAAAGGCCAUGCAUCACCACACAAAAAAAGGCAAUUCUACAUUUUUGAGUCAGACACAGAAACAGAAGAUUCCCAGAUACCACAACAAUCAGUAAAUCCAAUUAAGGAAGUAGGUUUAAAUAUUUGCCGAUUAGGAUCAAACAGAACAGCCUCUAAGUCAAAAAGAAAACUUCAUCAACAGUCACCAGAAAUUCAGAAAUCCCUAGCCAUUUAUCCUGAGCUAUUCAACUCUUCAGUUAACCAGGGAAAAGGAUUAAGUAAAUCAAAAACUAAGAAGUCCCAGAUGAUUCCAAACAUUUAG
Messenger RNA from Gracilinanus agilis (Agile Gracile Mouse Opossum), 1998 nucleotides. RefSeq names its product chromosome 1 C18orf63 homolog (gene C1H18orf63). The transcript has 11 exons. The coding region runs from base 1 to 1998 and encodes 665 amino acids. The record is from RefSeq and is a predicted model, not a curated record. NCBI's taxonomy places the organism in Eukaryota, Metazoa, Chordata, Mammalia, Didelphimorphia, Didelphidae.